UGCGCAGGCUGUGGUGGCGUCGUAACGCCUCGGGGAAAGGGAAGCGGACGGCACCGCGAAUUGCUGCCUCUGGUUUUUUAUUUUUCUGCUGACAGGAUUUGGUCACUGGUUCUUCAUCUUUUGUCUGUUGCACGCAUCCAGCCCUCCCCAUUUGCUUUCCCACUCCUUGGAUCCAGCCCUCUGGGCUUUCACGCCAGUUCUCUCACCCCGCCGUGAGCCCCUCCUGGUCCCCGGGCGGGCCUGGCACGGAGGCGGUAACUAUGGAGAAUAUGGCGGAGGAGGAGCUGCUACCCCAGGAGAAGGAGGAGGUGGAGGUGGCCCAGGUCCAGGUCCCGACCCCAGCUCCGGCCCCGGAUUCGGCCCCGGCCCCGGACUCGGCUCCGACUCCGGCCUCGGCUCCAGCCCCAGCCCCUGCCCUGGCCCAGGCUCCGGCCCUGUCCCCGUCCCUAGCCUCUGCCCCUGACGAGGCUGAAAGCAAGAGACACAUCUCAAUUCAAAGGCAGCUUGCUGAUCUAGAGAAAUUAGCUUUCGUAACUGAAGGGGAUUUUGACUCUGCCAGUUCGUUGAACUCAGAUAAUCUUGAUGCAGGAAACAAACAGUCUUGUCCAUUGUGCCCUAAGGAAAAAUUCAGAGCUUGUAAUAGCCAUAAGCUUCGUCGUCACCUUCAAAAUUUACACUGGAAAGUCUCGGUUGAAUUUGAAGGUUACAGGAUGUGCAUCUGUCACUUACCUUGUCGACCAGUGAAACCAAACAUUAUUGGAGAACAGAUAUCCAGUAAAAUGGGCGCCCAUUAUCAUUGUAUCAUUUGUUCAGCAACAAUCACCAGAAGGACCGAUAUGCUGGGACAUGUUAGGCGACAUGUGAAUAAAGGAGAGACGAAAUCCAGGUAUAUUGCUGCUUCUGCUGCUAAACCACCUAAUGAAAUUUUGAAAGAGGCAGACACAGAUGUACAAGUUUGUCCUAACUAUUCUAUACCUCAAAAAACAGAUUCCUAUUUUAAUCCCAAAAUGAAACUAAAUCGACAGCUAAUAUUUUGUACAUUGGCUGCUUUGGCCAAGGAACGAAAACCUUUGGAAUGUCUAGAUGCCUUUGGAGCCACUGGGAUAAUGGGAUUACAAUGGGCAAAACAUCUCGGAAAUGCAGUUAAGGUUACAAUUAAUGACUUGAAUGAGAACUCUGUGACACUGAUUCAGGAAAAUUGCCAUUUAAACAAGUUGAAAGUGGUGGUAGACAGUAAGGAAAAGGAAGAGAGUGAUGAUAUUCUUGAAGAAGGAGAAGAAAAUCUUGGUAACAUUAAGGUGACCAAAAUGGAUGCCAAUGUACUAAUGCAUUUGAGAUCCUUUGAUUUCAUACACCUAGACCCUUUUGGAACAUCGGUGAACUAUCUAGAUUCUGCAUUCAGAAAUAUAAGAAACCUUGGCAUAGUGUCUGUGACUUCUACAGAUAUCAGUUCUUUAUAUGCCAAGGCACAACAUGUUGCCCGGCGUCACUAUGGCUGUAAUAUUGUCCGAACUGAGUAUUACAAGGAACUAGCAGCCAGAAUUGUUGUAGCUGCAGUGGCAAGAGCUGCAGCCCGAUGUAACAAAGGCAUUGAAGUACUGUUUGCAGUGGCUUUAGAACAUUUUGUGUUGGUUGUUGUGCGAGUUUUGAGGGGGCCUACUUCUGCAGAUGAAACAGCCAAGAAGAUUCAGUACCUGAUCCAUUGUCAGUGGUGUGAAGAGAGAAUUUUUCAGAAGGAUGGUAAUAUGGUAGAAGAAAACCCAUAUAGACAGCUGCCCUGUAACUGUCAUGGAAGCAUGCCUGGAAAGACAGCAAUAGAACUUGGACCUCUAUGGUCAAGUUCCCUUUUCAAUACUGGAUUCCUCAAAAGAAUGCUAUUUGAAUCUCUUCACCAUGGUUUAGAUGACAUUCAGACCCUAAUAAAGACAUUAAUCUUUGAAUCAGAGUGUACUCCUCAAAGUCAGUUUUCAGUUCCUACGCCUUCAAAUCUCAAGCAAGAAGAAUGUGGUGUGUUUAUUAAAACUACAGAUGAUACCACACCAGAUAACUACAUUGCACAAGGAAAAAGAAAAGGUAAUGAAACAGUCACAACUUUAGCCAAAAGGCAAAAGACUGAUGUCAGUACUGAACAUCCUCCCUUUUAUUACAACAUCCACAGACACAGCAUUAAAGGAAUGAAUAUGCCAAAGUUGAAAAAGUUUUUGUGCUAUCUUUCUCAAGCAGGCUUUCGAGUGAGCCGAACUCAUUUUGACCCAAUGGGUGUUCGUACAGAUGCACCUCUGAUGCAAUUUAAAUCGAUCCUUUUGAAGUACAGCACCCCUACAUACACGGGAGGACAGUCGGAGGGCCACGUCCAGCCAGCAUCCGAGGAUACAGUGGCUGACAGGGUUGAAAUGUCAAUGAACGACAAAGCAGAAGCAAGCAGUUGCAGAAGAUGGUAAAUGUAGCCAAGAGUUACUACAGAUGUCUGUCUAGAUGGCCUGGUAGUUCUCUAUACCAACUGUAGUUCUUUUUCUAUUCUUUUAAUUCAGUGGUGUAAAAAUAAAAAAAAACAGUGUUUUCAUUCAGAAAAUUAGCAGUUUCUAACUUAGCUAGUUUGGGAGCUGUGCUUUCCAGUUUUUUCUUAUUGUAAAGAAAACUUAAAAUUUUAAUGAAAACAUUUCAUAUGAAGCCAGGUUUAUGACUGAGAUCACCCUACCAUUUAGUAACUCAGAAAACUUUCACUUGCAAAGUGUUUGGAAUUUUAUGUAUGUUAUGGAACCAUCCUUUACUGUUCUUAAUCACAUGUCUACUUAAACUGAUUCAUGUCUUUCUGUUUAAGCACACAAAAUGAAGCCAAAAGCCUUUUACGUAUUACCCUAAAUAGAACAAUGCCCUUUCAUGUCACUAACAUUAUUUCACAAUUACAGAGCUAAAAUGUGUUCCCAAUUUUCAGAAAUCAUACUUCUUUCCACAUUGGUCUUUUAAUUUAUUACUAGCUUUUGAGAGUUUAAAUACUUGUCUGAGAUAGAAAUAAGUUUUUCUUUUAAGUUUAAGGUCAGGUGACUGGAGUCAGAGUAAGAGUUUGUCAAAGUAAAUUGAGACCAUUGUUCUAAUAGUUGUUCAUAAGCACCGAAAUUCUGGAGAGUUUUUGCUGUAAAUUAAAUUGGGUGAUCUCAAGUGCCUCAGUUAAUGCACGUACAAUAUUCAUUUGCUUGUUUGUGCUACCUCUCAGAAGUAAAACUUGCCACCUUAUGAACUUACGAAGUAAGGAUUUUUGGGGGGGUGGUGGGAGACAGAUUUGCUUUGUUUUUGGGUGUGUGUAUGUGCUCAUUUUUUUGUAUAAGUAGCCCAGGCUAACAUGACUAUGAAAAUUAGUAGAAGCUCCAUUAAUAAAUUUUGUUCUUGCUUCA
Molecule: messenger RNA, 3392 nt
Organism: Neofelis nebulosa (Clouded leopard)
Lineage: Eukaryota; Metazoa; Chordata; Mammalia; Carnivora; Felidae
Gene: TRMT1L
Product: tRNA methyltransferase 1 like
Exons: 15
Coding region: 261-2441 (726 amino acids)
Biological process (GO): tRNA N2-guanine methylation
Cellular component (GO): nucleus
Molecular function (GO): RNA binding
Source: RefSeq, a predicted model, not a curated record